AACUAUUCUUAUCCCAGGUCCCAAACGGGUCCUUAAUUUCUGGGUAUAAGAUCCAGUGGGCGCACGACGACCGUCGUUGAAUGUUCCUCUCUGUUUGUCAUACAUCACCAUCGCGGCACUUAACAGCCUCCAGCAAACUUAAUUUUGUUCAGUUUUGCACUUUUGCUCUUUUCAUUUUUUGUCUUCUCAAUCACAACUUUAAAAUACAAAAAACACUUUUUGUUUUUGUAAAACCCUGUAACUUAUUUCUCAUUACUCAUAAUUUGCUAUGAAACGAGGGUAUCGCGAGUCUCCAUCUACCUCAGACGGGCCGCCUCAAUCCAGAUUCAGACACAACCCAGAAGGUGAUGCUCAAUUUUUGGAGGAUGAGAGCACUAAGGUUUUUGCUAGGAAAGUAGCUGACCACUAUAGUGCAAGGACAAAUCAAACUUUGGAAGAACGAGAAGCGAGUCCAAUCAUUCACUUGAAGAAACUUAAUAACUGGAUCAAAAGUGUCUUAGUUCAGCUUUAUGCUCGCCGAGGGGACGCUGUUCUUGAUCUUGCCUGCGGCAAGGGUGGUGAUCUUAUCAAAUGGGACAAGGCAAAGAUCGGAUAUUAUGUUGGCAUUGAUAUUGCUGAAGGCUCAAUAGAAGACUGUCGUACACGUUACAAUGGUGAUGCAGAUCACCAUCAGCGUCGUAAGAAGUUCAGUUUUCCUGCCCGGCUCAUAUGUGGGGACUGUUAUGAUGUUCGUCUGGACAAUGUCCUAGCAGAUGAUGCACCUUUUGAUAUCUGCAGUUGCCAAUUUGCCAUGCAUUAUUCCUGGUCUACUGAGGCACGUGCAAGGCGAGCCUUGGCCAAUGUGUCUGCUUUACUUCGUCCGGGAGGCACUUUCAUUGGGACAAUGCCAGAUGCCAAUGUGAUAGUUAAAAAGCUUAGAGAAGCUGAAGGAUUGGCCAUCGGUAAUAGUGUCUACUGGAUACGAUUUGAUGAAGAAUUUUCUGAAAAGAAAUUUAAAUCUUCUAAGCCGUUCGGCAUCCAGUACAAGUUUCAUCUAGAGGAUGCAGUCGAUUGCCCAGAAUGGAUUGUUCCCUUCCAUCUCUUCAAAUCAAUGGCAGAAGAGUAUGGAUUGGAGCUAGUUUUUGUGAAGAACUCACAUGAAUUUGUCCAAGAGUACUUGAAAAAACCUGAAUACGUGGAACUCAUGCGAAGACUCGGUGCCUUGGGUGAUGGUAACCAAGACCAGAGCACACUAUCACCAGAUGAAUGGGAAGUGGCCUAUUUGUACCUGGCAUUUGUCCUGAAGAAGAAGGGCCAACCAGACCGGACACAAACGAGUGGAAGGAGAGAUAAAGGGAAGAUGUAUAUAUCAAAGGAAGAUGUCAUGUACGUUAAUAGUGACUCAUAAAUGCAGCAACAAAAAUGUACCAGGAAGGAUUCUUUCAAAGAAUACGAUAAAAGGGUGGUCAAAGAAUGGAGAGCACCUGGCCAAAUAGGAGAUGAAUUGAACUCAAAUCUCUUAUGUUAGAUUCUUUAUGGCUAUUCAGUUUUGUAGAUUCAUGAAUACAUACUGAUGAUUUUUCAAACGCCCUUUCUGAGAAAGUGCCACUUUAAGGACUA
Pistacia vera is the source of this 1599-nucleotide messenger RNA. RefSeq names its product mRNA cap guanine-N7 methyltransferase 1. The record is from RefSeq and is a predicted model, not a curated record. Gene Ontology annotation, biological process: 7-methylguanosine mRNA capping. Gene Ontology annotation, molecular function: mRNA 5'-cap (guanine-N7-)-methyltransferase activity. NCBI's taxonomy places the organism in Eukaryota, Viridiplantae, Streptophyta, Magnoliopsida, Sapindales, Anacardiaceae. The transcript has 13 exons. Bases 269 to 1387 code for a protein of 372 amino acids. Gene Ontology annotation, cellular component: nucleus.